This is a messenger RNA of Ficedula albicollis (Collared flycatcher), 2363 nucleotides long. RefSeq names its product Rh family B glycoprotein (gene RHBG). NCBI's taxonomy places the organism in Eukaryota, Metazoa, Chordata, Aves, Passeriformes, Muscicapidae. Gene Ontology annotation, molecular function: ammonium channel activity. Gene Ontology annotation, biological process: ammonium homeostasis; ammonium transmembrane transport. Gene Ontology annotation, cellular component: plasma membrane. Bases 14 to 1387 code for a protein of 457 amino acids. The record is from RefSeq and is a predicted model, not a curated record. The transcript has 10 exons.
UGCCCCCCCCGCCAUGCCCGAGCACACAGCCGCCUCCAGGCUCCGGCUCUCCGGGCUCUGCUUCCUCCUCCAAAUCCUCAACGUCCUCCUCUUCGCCGCGUUCGUGCGGUACAGCCCCGAGAGCAGCCGCGGGCCGUGCCCCUCGCAGCUGAACUGCAGCCGGAGGAACCCGCACUCGGGCUUCCAGCGGCCCCGUUCUCAGGGUGGCCACAUCCAAGUGCUGCUCAGCUUCGGGCUCCUGGUGGCAUUUCUCAGCCGCUAUGGGUCGGGCAGUGCAGCCACCAGCAUCCUCAUCAUGGCCUUUGCCAUCCAGUGGGCUGUUCUGAUCCAGGGGAUCUUUCACUUCUUCCUCAAUGGCAAAAUUUACGUGGGAGCUCAGAGCAUGGUCAGUGCUGACUUCUGCACUGCAGCUGUUCUGCUCUCCGCUGGGGCUGUUCUAGGCAGGGUAAACCCUGUCCAGCUGCUGCUGCUGGCCCUGCUGGAAGUCACCGUGUGCACUCUCAAUGAAUACAUCCUGCUCAGUCUCAUGGGGGUGAGCGACAGUGGAGGCUCCUUGACCGUCCACACCUUUGGUGCUUACUUUGGCUUGGUGGUUUCACGGCUCCUGUACCAGCCCCACAAGGACGAGAGGAAGAGGGAAGAGCAGCAGAACACGGGGCAGCAGAGAGAUGUCUUUGCUGUGGUUGGAACCAUCUUCCUGUGGAUCUUCUGGCCCAGCUUCACCUCCACCACCGCUGUCCACGACAGUGCUGAGAACUGGGCAGUGCUCAACAGCUGUUUCUCACUGGUGGCGAGUACUGCGGCCACCUUCAUCCUCUCUCCUGUCCUCUACGAGGAGGGCACCCCACGGAUGGUUCAGAUCCAGGAUGCCACCCUGGCUGGCAUGGCAGUGAUGGGUAUGGCUGGGGAGAUGCUGGUCACCCCCUUUGGGGCCCUCAUUGCAGGGCUCCUGGUUGGCCUGAUCCCCCCUCUUGGCUUCAGAUUCUUCACGCCCGUUCUACAAUCCAGGCUGAAAAUCCAGGACACCUGUGGGGUUCACAACAUCCACGGGCUGCCUGGGAUACUGGGGGCCCUGCUGGGGACACUGCUGACGCUGCUGGCCACUGCAGACACCUAUGGUGACAGGCUGGAGCUUGUAUUCCCACUGGUGGCCCAGGGCAGCCGGUCAGUCACUUACCAAGCACUCCUGCAGCUCAGUGCCCUGCCCCUCACCCUGCUGCUGGCAGCGCUCGGGGGCUGCAUCACAGGUUGCAUCCUGAAAACCAAGAUGCUGAGGGGUUCCCCGGACGCGCAGUCCAUGGACCACACCGUCUUCUGCGAGGUGGCCGAGGAGGAGCCUGACCCCAGGGCAAGCAGCAAAGAGCUGGGCACCAGCACCCUGGUGUGAUGGUGAGGUCCUGCAGCACCCCUGGUUUGUCACUGCCAGCCUGAACUUCCCAGCAGCCUGCUCUGGAGACAGCUCCUGCUCCCAAACCUUUUGGGAACAGCUGGGCUUUGGGAACAGCUUCACGGGGUGAAGAGGUGCUGCAGUAUCCCAGUGCUUGCUGUGAGACACAAGAGUGCUUGUGUUGACCCUGGGUCACCUUGGGGUGUCCAAGGUGGCUCAGCCACUUCCCCUCUCUGCUCCUUGCCUCAGUUUCCCCGUCAGCUGCUCUCUGAAGAAAGGCAAUGGAGGGAAGGAGGGAUGACUGUGUUGGGAAAUGGGCACAGGAGGCUCAACAGAAAGCAGCAAAGACUUUGUACAGACACUUUUGCACGCAACAAUUAAAAAUAUAUGGAUUUUUUUUUGUAGCUUCAGGAUUUGUCCCUGAAUCCUCAUGGCCACCUGCCUAGCUCUGCUGUUCAGGUGUCAAGCCUGCCAGCUUCCCCUGCACCCCAAACGCUGAUGCCAUUAGUUUGGUUUCAUGGGCUGUCCCACGCACCCGAGGGUGGUGCAGUGGCUGGAGUGUGGGACAGCCCGAGCAGCCAGCACCCAGGGGCAGGAGCAGGGUGACCCCAGGGUGACCCCUGACCUUCCCCUGGCCACUCACCUGCACCGGGGGCUCCUCUCAACAAACAAAUGCCCCCAGCACCCAGAGAGAGAGAGAGAGAGAUGCUCAUCCCCCCCCAAAGAGGCUGUCACCUCACCUGGGAGCAAAUCCGACCACACUGGGAAUGUGAACCCACAGAGGGUCCUGCAGCAACGCGAGCAGGGGCACAGCCCCAGAGGAUUCCUAGAGGGGCCAUGGUGGACGUGCCAGGGGUCCCCGAUCGGGGGGGACACCCUGGGGUCCCAUCUCCCACGAGCCUGGGGUGGCUGCAGGCAUUUUCACACUUCCUGUGCCGGACUCCCUCAGGCACAGGUGUCCCCAGCUGCCAGCACC